AUGAAGGUGAAUACUUCGCUUCUGCUUGGCCUUCUGGGCCUAGCAUUCCAGGUCCAAGCCGACCCGACAUGGCCUUCGGACAUCGAUGAGUUGGAGGAGAUCAUGUACCAGAUGUUCAACGCCAGAACACGAAACUUCGCCGAUGCCGUCUUCCCCUGCACCAAAGAAACGAACGGUGCCGGCCGUCAAACCGCUGCCGAAUGGCUGAGGACUGCCUUCCACGACAUGGCGCCGGCCAACACAGCCACUGGGGUCGGCGGCUUGGAUGCGUCGAUUCAAUAUGAGCUCACAGUCGGCGGAGAGAACACCGGCCCUGCAUUUGCAUCUUCGAUGACCUUCUUUGCCCCCUACCUGACCCGCAAGAGCAGCAUGUCGGAUCUGAUCGCCCUCGGGGUGUACGCCUCUGUGCUGUCUUGCGGCGGCCCCUCGAUCGCUUAUCGUUCUGGCCGCAUCGACGCAGCCGCGAGAGGCGUCACCGGCGUGCCGCAGCCCGGGAAUGCCAUCCAGAUCUUCACACAGCAGUUUCAGCGCAUGGGUUUUACAGCGCAGGAGAUGGUACAGGUGACGGCCUGCGGCCACACCAUUGGCGGUGUGCAUUCGGCCGAGAACCCUACCAUCGUGCCUGACGGCACAUUCGCGAACGGCAUGGCACCAAUGGACUCGACAGCCGGUGUCUUUGAUAACAAGGUUGUUACCGAGUAUCUCGACGGUACCACCAAGAAUCCCCUGGUCUACACAAUGGGCACCGCUCGGAACCAGAACUCCGACUUCAAGGUCUUCAACUCGGACAACGCAACAAUGCGUGCCAUGGCCGAUAAUGCCGCCUUCAAAUCCGUCUGCAAGAACGUGUUGGAGAAGAUGGUCAACACCGUUCCAUCCGGCGUUACCCUCACUGAUGCCGUCAAGCCCUACACGGUCAAGCCGGUUGAGCUCCAGCUCUCGCUCGCCUCGUCCUCCACCAUGCAGCUUAAAGGCUUCAUCCGCGUCCGAACCACCGAAAUACCGUUGGACAAUAUUGCGGGUCUGACCGUCAACUACAAGACCCGGGGCGGAAGCUCCACCUGCGGAACCAGCAACUGCGUCUUCACUCUCUCAGUCCUGGGCAUCUCCAGAGGUUUGGAAGACAACUUUGCCUGGUUCCCCAUCACUCAGACCUUCCCCGUCAGCACCGGUAUCUCGUCCUUCACAGUCACUAUCAACAAGAAGGACGGCUCGAGCACGCUUUUCGACAACAACGGUCAAUGGUACCCUCUGCAGGACGGCAUCUUUCUGCAGCAGGCCCAGAGCUGCCUGCAGCAGACCGCCGGCGACGCUACCUUUGUCGUCGCAGUCCGCAACGACCGAGCGUCCCUGCCGGUCAGGGUGGAGAUUUCAUACAAGACGAAGCGCACGACCAGCGUUGUGCCUCUGCUGAGCAAGAUGACUGUCGACAUGGUCAAGGGAACCUGCCAAGGCAGCUACACUUUCUUCACCGUUACCACAAACAUCCCGGGCGGCCUCAGCUACCAGUCAACCAUGGAGUUCAUCAGCGGCGACGGCACGUCCGCCUUGGUCGACUCUUUCAAGAAGGCCAACCCCAUCGGGGGCACCUGCGCGGCAUGGGGCGGUGGAUCAGGCACUUGCAACAGCGUCACCGUUUCCUCCGUCCCAACGUCGACGACCGCCUCGGCCUCCCGCACCUCCAGUACGGUUCCCACCGCCACGCUUCAACACCGGGAAACCAUGGGAGGGUACAAGCUUGUGUCUUGUUGGACCGAGGCCACGAACGGCCGAGCCCUCACCGGCGCCGCCUUUGCAUACGACGGCAUGACCCUGGAUAGCUGCAUGGCCAACUGCACCGGGUUCGACUACUGGGGCACCGAGUAUGGACGCGAGUGCUACUGCGGCAACUCCCUGGUCGCCUCUACCACCGCUGCUCCCUUGAGCGACUGCAGCAUGCAGUGCUCCGGCGAUUCCACACAGUAUUGCGGAGCCGGCAACCGGAUCGAGCUCUACUCGACCACGGCCACUCGCAGUAGCAGCUCGACGGCUGCGCCGACGGCAACCCUCGCCCACAUCAACGCCAUCGGCAAGUAUUCGCUCGUGGGCUGCCAGACGGAGGCCGACGGUGCCCGUGCUUUGCAAGGCGCUCAGAAUGCUGCCGAUGACAUGACCCUCGACAAGUGUGCUACGUUCUGCUCCGACUACACCUUUUUCGGCACCGAGUAUGGUCGCGAAUGCUACUGCGGCAAUGAACUACAAUCUACCAGCAAGACUGCCCCCCUGAGCGAGUGCAACAUGAAGUGCGCCGGCAACCCGUACCAGUACUGUGGCGACGGCAACCGUCUCGAACUUUACAAACCCACCGUCUCGCCUUUCACCCUGGUGGGCUGCUGGACAGAAGGCAACGGCGUGCGCGCCUUGAGCCAAAAGAGCUACACCUCUGGCAACAACAUGACGCUCGAGUACUGCGCAUCAUACUGCUCAGACUACAAGUAUUUUGGAACUGAAUACAGCAGCGAAUGCUACUGUGGCAACUUCCUCGACAAGUCCAGCUCGACGGCUCCCUUGGCCGACUGUGCCAUGACCUGCAGCGGCAACCAGUACGAAUACUGCGGUGGCGGCAACAGGCUCACCCUGUACCAGAGCGACAAGCAAGUGACUGCACCCGCUCAGCCGGCCACCGCCGGAGCGUACACGUUCCUUGGCUGCCGUACGGAGCCCGCGCAGGGCGGACGUGCCUUGGACGCCAAGGCCACUGCCUCGGAUAAGAUGACGAACGCGGUGUGUGCGGCGUUCUGUGACGGCUACACCUACUUCGGCACGGAAUACGGCGGCGAAUGCUACUGCGGCAACACGCUGCCGGCCACUUCACUCGAGGCGCCGGCGAGCGACUGCAGCAUGUUCUGCACGGGAUCCGGCAACGAGUACUGCGGUAACGGCAACCGCCUCUCGGUAUAUAAGAAGUGA
This is a messenger RNA of Colletotrichum spaethianum, 2949 nucleotides long. Its product is annotated as WSC domain-containing protein. Lineage: Eukaryota; Fungi; Ascomycota; Sordariomycetes; Glomerellales; Glomerellaceae. The record is from RefSeq and is a predicted model, not a curated record. Gene Ontology annotation, biological process: response to oxidative stress. The transcript is spliced from 3 exons. The coding region runs from base 1 to 2949 and encodes 982 amino acids. Gene Ontology annotation, molecular function: peroxidase activity; heme binding.